UUGUUAUUUAAUGAGAAAAUUUCCUAAUUUUUAACUGCAGAUUUUUCCUUCAAUUUGAUAUAUUGCAAUUAAUCGUUUUAGGUUUACGUGACCAACAUCAACAUGAACUAAAUAUUUCAGCGACACGCACUACUAUAAUCGAUUAUUAUUUGCUGAAAGCAGUCGUGUGACUGAGUAACAUGGCGGGUAAUACGAAGCACUAUACGAAGUCAGACACAUCUAAUUUAUAUUUUCGAACUCCUUUAUUACAAAGUACUUGUUUAAGCAACAAAGUUGGUUGUAAUGUAUACUUGAAGCUAGAGAAUGUGCAGCCAGCGGGCUCUUUUAAAAUUCGCGGUGUUGCAAACUGCUGCAAGAAGGCUUUAGAGAAAGGUUACACUAACAUUGUAUCAUCCUCUGGAGGCAAUGCCGGCUUGGCUGCAGCCUAUGCAGGGAGAAAGCUAAAAAUGCCCACAACUGUUGUUGUACCAGAAAUUACACCUGAUUUUACCAUCAAAAGAAUCAAAGAAGAAGGAGCAAAUGUUAUUGUAAAAGGAAAGGUUUGGGAUGAAGCAAACAUUCAUGCUAUUGAACUUUCCAAAAUUCCUGGUCACUUUCUUGUUCAUCCUUUUGACCAUGACGACAUUUGAUGACCAUCAAAUGCUGGUUCAACUCGCCUGUGGGGCAACCUUAUCUGCAUUAUAUUCUGAUGUUUUACUAAAGUUGCAAAAAAGGUCACCUUAAAUAUUUGAAAGACGUUGUUGUGAUUGUGUGCGGAGGAAGUGGUGUAUCGUUAAAGAAACUGAAAGAAUGGAAAGAAACUUUUGAUAUUGUAGAUUAAAUUUUCUUAUUUUGAAUAGUAGUAUAGGUAACUGUAGUAUAUGCAUUUCAACGUCGACAGCACAUUUCAUAUCUACAUACCGGUGUUACUUGAAGUCCUCCCCCCUGUAAUGUUGUAAUGUCGUCAAAGGAGGGCGAUAAAUUUUCAGGGAAAGAGA
Xenia sp. Carnegie-2017 is the source of this 977-nucleotide messenger RNA. Its product is annotated as serine dehydratase-like. The coding region runs from base 180 to 629 and encodes 149 amino acids. Gene Ontology annotation, biological process: L-threonine catabolic process; L-serine catabolic process. Gene Ontology annotation, molecular function: threonine deaminase activity; L-serine ammonia-lyase activity. Lineage: Eukaryota; Metazoa; Cnidaria; Anthozoa; Malacalcyonacea; Xeniidae. The transcript is spliced from 6 exons. The record is from RefSeq and is a predicted model, not a curated record.